Messenger RNA from Rhea pennata, 3611 nucleotides. RefSeq names its product TEA domain transcription factor 3 (gene TEAD3). Bases 260 to 1558 code for a protein of 432 amino acids. Gene Ontology annotation, molecular function: RNA polymerase II cis-regulatory region sequence-specific DNA binding; DNA-binding transcription factor activity, RNA polymerase II-specific. Gene Ontology annotation, biological process: positive regulation of transcription by RNA polymerase II; embryonic organ development; hippo signaling. NCBI's taxonomy places the organism in Eukaryota, Metazoa, Chordata, Aves, Rheiformes, Rheidae. Gene Ontology annotation, cellular component: transcription regulator complex. The record is from RefSeq and is a predicted model, not a curated record. The transcript is spliced from 14 exons.
UGGCUCCGUGCGCGGACUCCGGAGCCAGCGGCGCUGCCCGCAUUCCUGCCGCCCUCCCGCCGCCCGGCCCCGCUCCCGGCCCCGGCCCCGGCCCCGCUCCCGGCCCCCGCCGCCGGCCCAGCCCUCCGCAGCGCGGAGCAGGUCGUCGCGUGUCGGUGGGGGCUCGGGGUCGGAGCCCAGAGCAGCCAGCACCAUAGCGUCCAACAGCUGGAACGCCAGCGGCAGCCCCGGGGAGGGCCGGGAAGAUGGCCAGGACGGCAUGGACAAGAGCCUGGACAACGACGCCGAGGGCGUCUGGAGCCCGGACAUCGAGCAGAGCUUCCAGGAGGCGCUGGCGAUCUACCCGCCCUGCGGCCGGCGGAAAAUCAUCCUCUCGGAUGAAGGCAAGAUGUACGGUCGCAAUGAACUGAUAGCCAGAUACAUCAAGCUGCGGACGGGGAAAACACGGACGAGAAAGCAGGUGUCCAGCCACAUACAGGUUCUAGCUCGGAAGAAGGUGCGGGAGUACCAGGUUGGCAUCAAGGUCUCUAGCCACUUGCAGGUUCUAGCCCGACGGAAAUCUCGCGAGAUUCAGUCCAAGCUGAAGGCCAUGAACUUGGACCAGGUCUCGAAGGACAAGGCUCUGCAGAGCAUGGCUUCCAUGUCCUCAGCUCAGAUCGUCUCGGCCAGCGUCCUGCAGAACAAGCUCAGCCCCCCUCCUCCUCUUCCUCAGGCUGUCUUCUCCGCUGCCCCCAGGUUUUGGAGUGGGCCAAUCCCAGGACAGCCUGGACCCUCUCAGGACAUUAAACCGUUUGCACAACCAGCUUACCCCAUCCAGCCACCCAUGCCUCCAUCACUAGCCAGUUACGAGCCCUUGGCUCCGCUCCCACCAGCCGCCUCGGCCGUGCCCGUCUGGCAGGACCGCACCAUCGCCUCCGCCAAGCUCCGGCUCCUCGAGUACUCCGCGUUCAUGGAGGUGCCGCGGGACGCCGAAACGUAUAGCAAACACCUCUUUGUGCACAUCGGCCAGACGAACCCGUCGUACAGCGAUCCUCUGCUGGAGGCCGUAGACAUCCGCCAGAUCUAUGACAAGUUCCCCGAGAAGAAAGGUGGCCUCAAGGAGCUCUACGAGCGAGGGCCCCAGAACUCCUUCUUCCUUGUCAAGUUCUGGGCGGAUCUGAACAGCACUAUCCAGGACGGGCCGGGGACUUUCUACGGCGUCAGCAGCCAGUACAGCAGUGCAGAGAAUAUGACCAUCACGGUCUCCACCAAGGUGUGCUCCUUUGGGAAGCAGGUGGUGGAGAAAGUGGAGACAGAGUAUGCGCGGCUGGAGAAUGGCCGGUUCGUCUACCGAAUCCACCGAUCUCCCAUGUGCGAGUACAUGAUCAACUUCAUCCAUAAACUCAAGCACCUCCCGGAGAAGUACAUGAUGAACAGCGUCCUGGAGAAUUUCACCAUCCUGCAGGUUGUUACGAACAGGGAUACCCAGGAAACCUUGCUCUGCAUAGCCUUCGUUUUCGAGGUCUCCACCAGCGAGCACGGCGCCCAGCACCACGUGUACAAGUUGGUCAAGGACUAGGGGGUCCCCUGGGCCGGGCGGGGGGCACCAGGGGAGGGAGGGGGCCGGGCAGAAACGCCGCCCCCGUGCGUUGCCUCCUGAGAAGUCCUUGGAAGAGAGGAGGAGGAGGAGGAGGAGGAGGAAGACGAACAAAUAGCCAAAAAAAAAAAAAAAGACUGACGUGCGAUCGCAGAGGUUUUCUACUUAGGAACAGUUUCUUUUUUUUUUUAAUAAAUAAUAAUAAUAAUAAAAAAAGAAGAAUGGCAAAGGAACUGUACGGAGAAAGGAGGACCGUGCCCGGCGCUGGAAGGGGAACGACCAGUGCCCGGCGUCGCUGACGAAGGCCGGGAUGCUGCCGCGGCGGCGUGGAGCGCGGGGCCGGCGGAGCGGCGGACGAGCCCUUGGGCCGGGCUCGCCGAGGGGGGCGGCGGGGGCGGAGGGGGGGUCUGGUCCCACGGGAGAAGGUCGGAGCGUGGCCGAAGAGGCGGCGGCGGCGGCUCUUGCCAGCACGCCAAUAGGGGAAAAAAAAGAGAGAGAAAAAAGAAAAGUCAAUGGAGCGGCAUCGACGAGUGCGAAAGUUGUUUUUUUUUUUUUUUUUUAAUUAUUAUUUCAAGGCUCUUUUUUUUUUCCCCUCUUUUUAAAAAUUGAAGUGCUAUUUAGAAAGACACCACGUUGGCAGCGGGAAGGUGACCCUUUCCCGCCUGUCCGCGGGGGACUAGGGAAGGCGGAAGAGCCGAGUUCGCCGGUUCAAAUCCCGCGCGCGGCCGAGGCGCCCGCGGCGGGGACGUGCCGGGGAUGGCGGGCACGGGGACGGGGCAGAGGGCUUGUGCGGAGAAAGCGUUGGGGUUUGAGGCGCUGGGUUAGGGUCGCUGCAGCUGGUGGCCGGCGGCGGGAGCCCCUUCCCGGGAUUAAGCGCGGCGGCGGCUUCGUAGGCUGAAGCAUCCCCUGCUGCAGCUUGUCGCGGUGCGAGGAGGAGAGCGACACGAUGCAGCAUUUGCCUGAUUUACGUUGCGUAUGCAAUUUUGCAAUUUUUCUGUCUUUUCUCUGCUUUUUUUUUUUUUUUUUUUUUUUUUUUUGGCUUCGGGGCGGAGGGAAGCGGCACGGAGUUGCACGAGGCUGGUGGCAGCGGGGGGACGGAGCCGGACUUGCUGGGGUUUCUCCUGCAGGGCUCUCACCGCGGGGGUGCUCGCCGGUGGUAGGGGUGCAGAGCCAAGUGCUGAGGGUGGGCAGGGAGCAAUUCUCGGGGUGCUGGAGCCCGCGGUGGCUAUAGGCAGCGUUUAUAUAGAGACAUAGGUGGAUGUAGGCUCGGUGCUACCGGGCGCCUUGCUGCAGAGCGUUUGUGCAACGAGCCCCUUCGGCGUCUCCGCUAGCCGGUGCCUCCGCGGCCGGCUGCUCCCGGCCCGGCACUUCGGGGAGCAGCGGGAGCCGCUUCGCGCCCGGCCCCACAGCCGGUGCAGCCUUUGCCGCACUCGCGCCCGCCGGCGCAGCGCGGAGCCGGCGGCGCCGAGCUCCGGGCGAACGGCCGGCGCGGUCUCAUAUGUAGCAUGUUUGUUUGUUGUUGGGAAUUUUUAUCCCCCCCCCUCCUUUCUUUUCGUUUCACUCACUGGUCUAAAACUCUGGGAAUUAAAGCUCAAACCUCCUUGCCGCACGCGAGCCGCGCGCGCCUUCCCGCAGCCGGCCGCGGCCCGCGGGCACAGACGGGAUCUCGCCCGGAUCCCGGAGCCCCUUUCUCCUCCCUUCCUCCAGCCCCUCCGUUCUCCUCCGGUGUAUUUAUGAAUUUCACAUGAAGUACUGUUUUAUUUUUUUAAAGACUUUGUAAAGCUUACCAGCGUUACAAUCACCAUUUUUAGAGCUGUGUCAGUCCACAAUGUUAAAAAUCCAUUUUUUUUAUGUAUUAUAUUUUUUUGUGUAUUUUUUUUUAAUCCAGCUGUGAUGGGUUGUAUCAUAUAUUUGUUGUGUUUACUGUAUCUGUCCAACUUCAAAGAGAGGAGACUGUGGAGCUCCCGAAAAAAACUGCGGUCUGCUGAAAAAAAAGAAAAAACAUUAAAAUUAUUUGUUCAUGGGUUGGCUCAAA